AUGAGCGGACGCGGCAAAGGAGGAAAAGCAAAGAGCGGCAAAUCGAAGACCCGGUCGUCCCGUGCCGGACUCCAGUUCCCGGUCGGUCGUAUCCAUCGUCUGUUGAGGAAGGGCAACUACGCCGAGCGCGUCGGUGCCGGCGCUCCCGUGUACCUGGCCGCCGUCAUGGAGUACUUGGCCGCUGAAGUGUUGGAGUUGGCCGGUAACGCCGCCCGUGACAACAAGAAGACCCGUAUCAUCCCCAGACAUUUACAGUUGGCCAUCAGGAACGACGAGGAGUUGAACAAACUGUUGUCCGGCGUCACCAUUGCCCAAGGUGGUGUGCUGCCCAACAUCCAAGCCGUCCUUUUGCCCAAGAAGACCGAAAAGAAAGCUUAA
Messenger RNA from Adelges cooleyi (spruce gall adelgid), 378 nucleotides. RefSeq names its product histone H2A. Bases 1 to 378 code for a protein of 125 amino acids. Gene Ontology annotation, cellular component: nucleosome. The transcript has a single exon. Gene Ontology annotation, molecular function: protein heterodimerization activity; DNA binding; structural constituent of chromatin. The record is from RefSeq and is a predicted model, not a curated record. NCBI's taxonomy places the organism in Eukaryota, Metazoa, Arthropoda, Insecta, Hemiptera, Adelgidae.